ACUGGUGCACGAAUAGUUUUCCGGCCUAGUUGCUGCUGUAUAUACCGGCAGGAUCGCAAAGAUUAUCAUCUCCAGUCCAGUCUCAUCUGUUGCUCCGACUAGAGCACGGCCCUUCUGUCGAGUGAAUUUUGGUUUUGUUCUGCCGAGAGAGAGAAGAGAAAAGUGACCAACUAUUUGGGAAUUUGCUGUUGCCAAUCUGAUUGCGAACGACAUCAGGAAUAUAUCAAAUCUCAUCCGGCAAUAACCCAGCCAUCAGCCAAUCUCAAUUAAUACCAAACGGGAGCAGCGGCCAGCAGCAGCGAUCGUUGACGAUGGCGAUGAACGGGCCGACGAAUCACACCAGUGAUUCGUGGAACAUGUCGAGCGACGGCCGAGUUCGUCUCCACCGAAUCCAGCAGCUGGAGGACGAGAGGAAUGCCAUUGAAGAUUUCCUGGCCAUCCGGCCGGGCGACGAUCAGCCGGGAUCGCAUCGUGAGCGCUCCCCCACGCGCGUCGUCCCUAGUAACGGAUUCAGCAACCGCAAGCACCGAUCACUGUCCACUCCGAAGACGACAACAACACUAACCGGGUCGUCAAACAACAACAGCAGCCGCAAUCCGUCAGCUUCCGCCAAGCCCAAGAAGGCCAGGCGCUAUUUGGGCACGGCCAGCACGUCGCUCACGUCCAUCCCCAACGCCAUCAAGCUGUCGAUGCUCAACAGCGGUCUCCUCUCUGUCGCCGAAGAAGGAAACGCCAUGGCGGCCAUUGCCGAUAAACCGGUUGACGUGGCUAAUUUCGUCAAACAUUGCGAGCAGAGGAGGAAGUAUCCUGUCCUUCUUCGUGUCGAAUUUCAAACGGCGUGCAAAGUGGAAGGUCAUUCGACUCGACACGGAUCCAAGCCGGAAAACCGACCAAAGAACCAAAAUCAGAAAAUCAUUCCCUAUGACUACAACCGCGUUGUGCUCGACCUACAACCUGGAAUUCCAGACUCGGAUUACGUCAACGGUAGCUAUGUCGAUAGUAUACUCAAACCAAAUGCCUAUGUGGUGACUCAGGGACCCAACGAGAGGACCGUUUCCGAUUUUUGGCGUCUCGUCUGGCAAUCCAAUGCCAGUUGCAUCGUCAUGCUCACCAAGACUUUCGACUUUAUCAAAGUCAUGUGCGUGCAGUAUUGGCCGGCUUCCAAAGGCAAAGUGGAGGUCUACGACGGCAUCACCGUGAGCUACAAUCACGAAGAGCAGCUAGCGAAUUUCGUCAUCCGCAAUUUCAAAAUCACCAAAGAAGGACCCAAAGGGAAAGAGGAGAGGGCUUUGCUCCAGUUUCACUAUACGGAAUGGCACUCUCACACUUGCCCUUAUUCCAACAACAUCGUGGAAUUCCGGCGACGAGUGCGGGCCGCCCUGCUCACCACCACUUCCAUUACUCAUACCACAGGGCCCAUGAUCGUUCACUGCAAUGACGGAGGUGGCAGGUCUGGCGUGUUUAUGGCCAUCGACGCAAACAUGGAACUCGUCGAGGAAGACGGUCUCAUCGACAUUUUCGGCUACAUGAAGAAACUCCGACAGGCACGACGUGGCCUGGUGGAAACUUUGGAGCAAUUCAAAUUCAUUUACGACACGUUGGAGGAGAGCAUCACCUGCGGAUGGUCGUGGUUUCCCGUCUCCGAGUUGACGACUCGCCUCAAACAAAAGUCGAUCAAACAUCCAGUCACGAAACUCAACGAGUACCAGAAGGAAUACGCCCAAAUCUGUAAACUGACGCCGCGUUUCACCAUUGGCGAUUGCGCUGGAGGACAUCGGUCAGACAACCGACACAAAAAUCGCGAUGUUCUCAUCAUACCACCGGACAAUUUCCGGCCCUAUUUGACUUCCUUCCAGGGAAACAGUUUCACCGACUACAUCAACGCCGUCUUCAUUGACGGUUACACUCGUCCGCGUGAGUACAUCGUCACGGAAUGGCCCCUACCGCACACACUGGGCGAUCUUUGGUCUCUCGUUUACGACUACGAUUGCAGUGCUGUGGUCGUUCUCACAAGUCCGCCGCCCAGUUCGAGUUACCCGGCAUUUUGGCCCGACGGCCGUCGUUCCGUCAAGUACGGCCCGGUUUUCACAGUCGAUCACGUUUCCCACAAUCAUUACCCAAACAUCAAAAGUUGGAUCUUUCGGAUCAACAAAAAGGAUAUUGCACCUCAUCGACGAACAUUGGUGACUAUUGUUAACGAGACCAGAAAGAUGAUCAAACAUUAUAAUAGGGAUGAAAACCAGGAGAUUGUUUCACUGACAGAGUUGAUGGCCGGAGUGAAGGCAAUGCCAAAAACCUGUCAGUUGUUCCAGCUGAUGUGCUGGCCUGAGGGACACAAAGUCCCCACUUCCACCAAUGCCCUAGUCGAAUUAAUGAACAUGGUGGAGCGGUGGAGACAGCGCACUGAUUACGGGCCUGUAGUUGUUAUUUCCUCAGACGGGACAUCGCGCGUUGGAGUUUAUUUCGCUGCCAACGCUUGCAUCGAGCAAGUCAUUCAACACGGAGAAGUGGACGUUUUCCAGGCCGUCAAAAACGUCCGAAGACACCGACCCCAACUCGUUGAAAACUUGACGGAAUUCAAGUACUGCUAUGACCUUGUUCUUCACUACGUCCUUCACUACUUACACCGCGAUGGCUCCAAAAAGUGAAAGAUUCUAAAAUAAAAAAAACUUUGACAUCGUUGAGUGCGUCUCCACUCGUUACUUUAUAUACUGAAUCGGACACGCUGUGCAGUAUAAAUCAGCCACUCAAGUCUUCCUUACAUUUGAACGUUUUUUUUUUGGAUGAUUGUAAACUUUGAUUUUGAUACGAGAAAAUUCAAUAAAUAUAGAGCUCUAUUAUAUUAGGUUGUCGUGGAUACCUGUGAUCCUUGGCAACUUUGGAAUUGAAAAGUUCAUCUCCCGUACAAAGUAUAUCGCGGGAGAUUUUCUCCAAAACAUAUCUUUCGUUUUUCCCCCUUUGAUCUUAUAUGUGUGUUGCUCUCUAGAGGGUUUUAGUAUUUUUGUUGACAUGCGAUCGAUCAAUAAGUAGGGCGCCAACCAACCACAACCGUGGGGGCAGCCAAAAGAUCAAAAAUGACUCCGCCCUGAAAAGCUUUGUGAACAUUAGUAACCCGGUGACGUGAACGUUGAGGAAAAGACGGUGACACUAUCAUUGUUUGUAAUAUAUAUUUUGUAAACCUAUCACGAAAUGCAUGGGAUAUCAUAUUCAAUAAAUAGAGCUUAAUUAUU
Molecule: messenger RNA, 3230 nt
Organism: Daphnia pulicaria
Lineage: Eukaryota; Metazoa; Arthropoda; Branchiopoda; Diplostraca; Daphniidae
Gene: Ptp36E
Product: receptor-type tyrosine-protein phosphatase mu-like
Exons: 18
Coding region: 312-2648 (778 amino acids)
Biological process (GO): protein dephosphorylation
Molecular function (GO): protein tyrosine phosphatase activity
Source: RefSeq, a predicted model, not a curated record